Molecule: messenger RNA, 1264 nt
Organism: Acanthopagrus latus (yellowfin seabream)
Lineage: Eukaryota; Metazoa; Chordata; Actinopteri; Spariformes; Sparidae
Product: ADP-ribosyl cyclase/cyclic ADP-ribose hydrolase 1-like
Exons: 9
Coding region: 107-937 (276 amino acids)
Biological process (GO): positive regulation of B cell proliferation
Cellular component (GO): plasma membrane
Molecular function (GO): NAD+ nucleosidase activity; phosphorus-oxygen lyase activity
Source: RefSeq, a predicted model, not a curated record
GAACCUUUGACCACUGACAAGGAGCCAGUGACAGCAGUCUUAUAAAACCAGGUCUGUGAGAACGACACUCUUGCAGACGUUUAUAUUCUGUAGAAGAAGCUUUAAAAUGAAUCUUAAAGUGAUUGUGCCCGUCGUUGUAUCCGUCCUGUGUGUAACUGUGACUUUAAUGGCAGUGUUGAUUCCUCGAACGGGCGAGUUCAGGGCAAUGUUCAUGGAGAAAUGUAAGAGUUUCCCAGAGAACAGCACAAGGUGUGAAGAGUUACUGGAUAUUUUUGAAAAGACCUAUGUAGGGAAGAGCCCAUAUUACUUUCCAGAGACAGAAUACGAGCCAGCCUUUGUUGCGGCUCCCUUCACACAUCCAGGUGAAAAAACGCUGCUCUGGAGCGAUAAAGGUGGAAUAUGGGCCAACAAGUUCGCCAAAAAUAGAGACUGUUUAGUCACCCUGGGGGACACUUUGUUGGGAUCUCUGAUGGAUGAAGAGACCUGGUGUGGAUUGAAGGGCCUCAAGGGAACAUACAUGCCAUUUUGCCAGUGGUGCAGCAACAACACUGUUGAUUCAUUCUGGACAAUAGCCUCUAUUAAGUUUGCACGGCAUGCUCUGGGUACGGUCACGGCAAUGCUAGAUGGAGACCUGCGUGAACCAUUCGAUCUUAACAGUUUCUUUGGCCUUGAGACUAAACAGCUCUUCUACCCUCGGGUGACAACGCUUGAUAUUAUUCUGGUCACGGACAAAAAGGGAGUGUGUGAAAAAGCGACAGCUCUUGGGGAACUGGAAGAAUCACUCGGACAACGAAAUGUUAGUUACUCUUGCAAGGAGGUGCCGAGCUCUCACAUCCAGACGUGCAUAGAUAACAACGAAUGUGAAACCUGUUGGUCCAACCUUUCAUCUUACGCACCCAGUAUCCUCCCAAUUUCUUUUCUUCAGGGGAACAUGUGAAAAUGAAUCUCUUCAGGAAUUAAAGAAUAUCAUCAGAAAUAAAGGCAUCAGUUAUCGUUGCGUGACUUCGUAAGUUCACUACAGGUCGUGAUUUUUGGUCAUCCAAAUAAUGAGUGUCACUGCACACUUCACACAGUUAACUUCUUAUUUUGUUUCACUGUAGCUCAGAUUGAGAAGUGCAUCGAAGAAAUCACAACCUGUUGGUGAAGGCGUCUGACUGUAAAACCUCUGGGUUCAUCUUCUGCAUGCCACCUUAAAAUAAAUGUUUUUAUGUUUUGUUAUCUAUUCAUCCAUAUUCAUAUUUGAGCAAUAAAUGGAAAAGAACUA